This is a messenger RNA of Didymodactylos carnosus, 936 nucleotides long. NCBI's taxonomy places the organism in Eukaryota, Metazoa, Rotifera, Eurotatoria, Philodinida, Philodinidae. The record is from the annotation of a GenBank genome assembly.
AUGAGAUGUCCGCAGACUGAUACAAUUUCGUCUUGGAGAGUAAUAGUAGUUGCUGAAAAAACUCUCACGCAACUUAAACUUUCUCUUAACCAAAUAUCUGAUCGAGAAGCCGAAUCACUGGCUGAAGCCUUGAAAGUGAACGAAGCUCUUACUCAACUUAUUCUUCAAAGUAACGAAAUAUCUGAAAUACGAGGGCAAUCACAGGCUGAAGCACUGAAAGUGAACAAAGCGCUGAUUCAACUUAAUCUUGGACAUAACCGAAUAUCUGAUACAGAAUGCGAAGCAUUGGUUGAAGCGCUGAAAGUGAACGAAACUCUUAUUCAACUUAUUCUUCGAAGUAACGAAAUAUCUGAUAUAGGAAGCGAAGCACUGGCUGAAGCAUUGAAAGUGAACGAAGCUCUUACUCAACUUAUUCUUCAAAGUAACGAAAUAUCUGAAAUACGAGGGCAAUCACUGGCUGAAGCACUGAAAGUGAACAAAGCACUGAUUCAACUUAAUCUUGGACAUAACCGAAUAUCUGAUACAGAAUGCGAAGCAUUGGUUGAAGCGCUGAAAGUGAACGAAACUCUUAUUCAACUUAUUCUUCGAAGUAACGAAAUAUCUGAUAUAGGAAGCGAAGCACUGGCUGAAGCAUUGAAAGUGAACAAAACUCUUACUCAACUUGAGCUUCGAAAUAACGAAAUAUCUAAUCGAGGAGCCGAAGGGAACAUUCAAGUUCGAUUAUCUAACACACAACUUGAUGAAUAUGGUACAACAGCUACAAUACAACAAUCACGUAAUCAUGCAAUAACACCAAGCGUUCAACAAUCGAAUUCAUUCGAAAGAGAUCGAACAAAUCCGUCACCAUCAUUUAAUACACAAACUACUUAUCGUUCAAAUCAACAACAACAAGAACAGACACUUACUGUUGAAUCGUUUUUUCUCAAUAUCACGUGA